UGGGGGGCGGGGCUGAGGCUAAAACGACUGACUUCCGGCCAGGCCGUUGUCUGGGUGGCGCGGUCGAGUCAUCGCUCGGCCUCACCGCUUGGUUCUCCGGUCCCUCCCCGCGCCCUGGCGCGGGGGGUCGACCCACCAAGUGAGGCGGGAGGCGACUCUGACCUUCCCUCCAUUUCGUUUUGGCCAGUGCCGGAGGCUACCAGCCCUGGGGCCUGGGAUCCUGGGAGCCCUUGAGGCCCAGUCUGAGUGGCCGGGGCCUACCGCGGCCCGCCGCCGGGCCUCAUGAGGCAUAGCCUGACCAAGCUGCUGGCAGCCUCGGGCAGCAACUCCCCAACCCGCAGUGAGAGCCCGGCGCCGGCUGCAACCUGCUCGCUGCCCUCGGACCUGACGCGGGCUGCGGCGGCGGCGGCGGGGGAGAAGGAGACGGCAGCGGCCGGAUCUCCCGGCCGCAAGCAGCCGCUUGGCGACGAGGGCGAGUUGGAAGCCGGGAGGGGGAGCCGCGGCGGCGUGGCCGUGCGCGCGCCCUCGCCCGAGGAGAUGGAGGAGGAGGCGAUCGCCAGCCUCCCGGGGGAAGAGACGGAGGAUAUGGACUUUCUGUCUGGGCUGGAACUGGCGGAUCUCCUGGACCCCAGGCAACCGGACUGGCACCUGGAGCCCGGGCUUAGCCCGCCGGGGCCCCUCUCCUCGUCUGGAGGAGGCUCGGAUAGCGGCGGCCUGUGGAGAGGGGACGACGACGACGAGGCCGCUGCCGCUGAAAUGCAGCGCUUCUCCGACCUGCUGCAGAGGCUGUUAAACGGCAUCGGAGGCUGCAGCAGCAGCAGUGACAGUGGCAGCGCCGAAAAGAGGCGGAGAAAGUCCCCCGGAGCGGGCGGCGGCGGCGGCGGCGGCAGCGGCAGCGACAACAACCAGGCGGCGACAAAGAGUCCCCGGAAAGCGGCGGCGGCCGCUGCCCGCCUGAAUCGGCUGAAGAAGAAGGAGUACGUGAUGGGGCUCGAGAGCAGAGUCCGGGGUCUGGCAGCCGAGAACCAGGAGCUGCGGGCCGAGAAUCGGGAGCUGGGCAAACGCGUACAGGCGCUGCAGGAGGAGAGUCGCUACCUACGGGCAGUCUUGGCCAACGAGACUGGACUGGCUCGCUUGCUGAGCCGGCUGAGCGGCGUGGGACUGCGGCUGACCACCUCGCUCUUCAGAGACUCGCCCGCCGGUGACCACGACUACGCACUGCCGGUGGGAAAGCAGCAGCAGGACCUGCUGGAGGACGACGACUCGGCGGGAGGAGUGUGUCUCCAUGUGGACAAGGAUAAGGUGUCGGUGGAGUUCUGCUCGGCGUGCGCCCGGAAGGCGUCGUCUUCUCUUAAAAUGUAGGGUCAAGUAAUCUGCUCUUUAUCCGCGUUUACCCCUUUCAACUCCCUUACACCAUGUCAAACACCUUAGUGGGACAUCUUCACCGGACACAGAUAUUUCAGAGGAGAAAAAAAAAAAGUAAUAUUGAAUCUUAAAGUGUUUAGCUAAAAGCAUGAAUGUGACACAGUAACCAACUCCUAAUGAUAACAUGUGACUAUUAAAUCUCUCUGACAGUUUCUUUUUUAGGUGAUUUCCUUCCUGCCAGGCUCCGUUGUAGGGGUUACAGAACAGUCGUUCCCGCCUCACAACCUGUGGAUACAGCUGUUGGGGCAGAAGAGACGGGACCAGCUGCUGGCCACAUUUCCUGCUUUAUUUUAAAAGGUAGUAUAAGAAAUGAGGAAAAAGAGGUAAUAACAGGGCUUCUGCUGUCUUUUCUUUUUAAAAUGUUCAUAAUUAAAAACUGUUUUCCAGCAGUCCAAAGAUGUAAGUUAUCUUACACAUAAAAUGUCUUGUUGUUAAUUGGUUAUGAAAAUGGAAUCCUUGUUCUUGCACAACUGUAAAUGUUUUGUUGCUAGUUAAUACGAUUUGAGACCUAAAUUGGUCUUUGGUUUCCAGUGCAUCAUAGCAUAUUUUGUAAAAUCAUCUACUGCACUUGAGCAUGAAUGGGUAGUAGCCAAACUCACAACUUGGAGUGAUGAACCUGCUUAUAUCUAAGGGCAGGAGCAAGCCCCUCACAAUGCAGCUGCAUGGAUUUUUAGUGCCUACUGAAUUUUUUCUAUAUAUAUAUAUACAUACAUAUAUAUAUAUAUAUAUAUAUAUAUAUAAACCAAAAGUAGUUGGAAAGAUUAUUUGAAAUGACUAAUUUGUGCUAUCUUUAUGAAAUAUGUUAAAUGUAGCUUUUUUGAAACAGAAGCCUUGAAUUGAAAUUUAAUACUUGAACAUUUUGUAUAUAUUUCUUUGUAUAUAAUUUUGUGCAGUACCAAUGACAAAAAUAUGAUGUCAUAAUAAAACCAGGUUUGUUGAUCUUUUAGUUAUGGGCUCAAAGAAUUUAUUCAUCUCUAACAUGACAUUGGAAAAUAAUGGAUGAAAAUAGGAAAAAUGAUUGUUGUUAAUGCUGACUGUGGGUCUUAAAAGGUUCUGGAAAGCAGUAAGUUCAUUUUUCUAAAAACUAUACCAUUCUCUUGGAAUAUUCUUCUUUACAUCAAUACUUUUCCUGCAUUAUUUGAAGUUGUGGGCUGGGGAGAAAAAGUAGUCAAAGCUUUCUGAAUUGAGAUGCUUUGAAAUUCCAAGUGUAGAUUUUUAGAAUGUCAUUUUAUAAAUGGCAGUUUUUGGAAUUACUUGAUUAAGAACUUUUGAAAAUGGAAAGAUUAGUAUGGCCUAUUUUUAAAGCUGCUUUGUUGGGUUCCUUAUGUUUUAUUAACUGUCUUUUCUCAGUUUCCAUUUCAUUGGUUUUUUUUUUUUUUUUUUUUCCUAGUUUUGGUGACUUAGUGAUUUUUGUCAUUUUUUUACAUCAACUUCAUGGUCUUGUUUUUACAUGGUAAUUGCAUGUAUUUAGGAUCUAAUAGGGGCUUUAAAUAAAUUUGGUCAUAUUUAUGUGUAAGCACAUUUUACUGUAAAUGUUUGGGUUUCUGAACUUAAACAGAUGUUUAUUUCAGUAUGUAGUAAACAAUAUCUUAAAGUGUCUGAUUCACUACUUGUUAAUUAAAAAAGUUAUGAUUAAUGUGAAACUGUUGUCUUACUAUUUUUAGAAAAUUGUGUUCUCGAUGGUUAGCACAUGGAUAAAGGAGAUUUCUGGAAUAUAAAAUGGAUUGUUUUUGAAAUUUCUAGGUUUGGCUCCAUUUACCGUAAUGGUUGAAAACAACUUAGUAUUUGGGUGAUCCUUUUGUCUUCUAAAUGUGCCUCUAUGGUAAAAUGAUACAGAACUAGACUAAAGAUACAGCUUUUGAGUAUGUCUUUGAUGGUGGCAGGAAUUCAUACAUUAAUUGAACUAACACAUCAUAUUUUGACCUACUGUUUCUAUCAUAUUGACUUACUGUUUCUGCACUUCCUUGACCAGAAUUAUCUUUAAAAGUCCGCUUGUGUUAAAAUGUAGUCUCACCUCUGAUAUAAUCCAACAAAAAGUGUUCGAAAUAUUUUAAAUAUUUGUGCAUUUUAUAAUCACUAAAUUAAUCUCUUUCUCUUCUCUUUAAACAGCUUAGCAGUGUCUGCAAAAACGAAUCUUUUCCUACAACCUGUUAACUGACUGGACUGAUGGUAACAAAGUAAUUGUGAGAGCCAUGUCGGUCAAAAAUUUGGCAUCUGCUGAAAAAAAUGAAUGCCAUUUUCAAGUUUCCAAAUUACUUCUAUACUGAUUUCACUUUCCAGAAAUGGAGAUAUGAAAAGAUUCUCUGGAAUCCUUGAAAGACUUAAUAGAGAUUCAUGAGACUAAGUUAAUCUUGGAACAAAAUUACACUUUUUUUGUCUUUCAUGGGAGUGAUACUCAGUUCUUUGCAUAUCUUUAAAACAUUGUAACUGUUGGGGGAAUUACAGUAUUUCAUCAAGAAAUUAAUUAGAGUUUUUACAUAAUCAAGAGCACAUUCUAUGGAAUUACAUUUAGUGGACUAGAAUCACAUUAGCAGGCCAUCAGUGAUCACAAGGCCUGUGAGUUUGUAUUUAUUUCCUGAACAUGAGAGCUAAUUUGGAGUAGACACCCUGCUUAGUAGAAUAUGAAAGUUAAUGUAAAGUUCUGAACUAUAAGAGUAGUCCUUUUAAAUAGCUGCAUUGAUUUGUAUAUCUUUGAAAAAGUUGAUUAUUAUUAAAUGUGUGGAUAGUUAAUUGCAAUUUAGGUUAACAACCAGGAUGUAUAGAUUCUGAGGUUUUGGCUUCUUGAGCUUUCUCUUAAGUACUCAACACUGUUUUUUGAAUAUUUUGAGGUUUCUAAUUAAUGGUAUACCAGUUUCUACUGUUUUAUAUAAAACUUUUAUCUAGUGUUGUAUAAGGGCUUUAGUAUUCUGGAUGAUGGGAGUGGCUUUUUCAUGGCAUAUGGUUUUACUUAAUUGAAAUAUUUUUUCAGUUUAUUACAAGUGUGAAAAAACACUCAAAACUCUGGAUUGUUUUAUUUCAUUUUUGUUGGAUUAAUACAUUACUUCAUCUGGUUUAGAUUGAGUCAUUUUACCUUACUCAUUUGGGAAACGUGCAGAUGAUAGAAGAGGGAUUUGGGUAGGAGACAGGCUCUUCAUAAUAAACAGCUGGUUAUUAUAUUAUUCAAAACUUACUAAAACCAGUCAGUUUCUUAUAACUUUAAGCGUGUUCAUUGCCUGUGAAGCCAGGCAACAAGAAGUAUUCCCACUGUCUUAAUUAAAACUUAAGUGCUGAUGUUACUUACAGUACAGCUGUUUAUAAUUCCAGAACCAAAGGCACCAACAUUAUUUGGUGACCUUAACUAUUGCUUUGAUAGAACAGACUGGGUAAUUAUCUUUUUAAUAUCUGAUUCCUAGUUCAGCAUUUUGAAUGUGUAGUUAAGGUCUCACUGAUUUAGUAACAUUUUAAAGCUAAAUAAUCUGAAGACUCUUGAAAGUUUACUUGGUAGUAUGACAUCUAAGUGCUUUUUUCUCCCAGACUCUCAGCCAGUACAGUUUUAAGACUCUCCUCAAUGUUUAACUUUUUUGCUGUUUUUUAAAUUUAUUUACCAUCAAAGCUGGGGAUCAAAAACAGGGGAAUUCUUCCAUUAGAAAUUUGUAGUGUUGUUUGGCCAGCACAGUAGUUUUCAGAUUUGAAUGUCAGUACCUUUAUGUGUAGCCUCAGUAAUCACUCAACACCAGUCACUCUUUAUUGUCUUAUAAUACCCUAUAAUUUUUAUUGACUCAAAAUUGUUGAAGAUAUUUUGCUUAGUUUUCACAGUGAACUAAUUGAAAAGUAUAGUUACUGUUUUAAAUAUUUGUGUAGUUCUGUUAACAUACUGAUUUGAAUUUUAUUUAGCUCAUCUUCCUUUAAUGUCUGCCUUCAAAUUUUGUCUUUGCUGUUUACUCACUGAGGUCAGUUUCCUAGACCCCUCUGGCUCUUGGUGUACUAUAGUUUGGGCUUUAUAAAAUAUAUUAAUGUAUUAAUUUAAUGUGAGCCCUCUUUUUUUUUUUUAAGCCAAAUAACUACACAAGUAAAUAAUAAAAGGUUUAAAUAGUUUGUUUAGUGGGACUGGACUGAAAUAUUAAAAAUUGAUUGAGGGUAGUCUACUUCAGGUGUUAGCUACAAAUGACUAAAAAUGCCCUUAAAUAGUGCAGAUAACCUGGCCUCAAGACAAAAAUUUUGGCGAAGUAAAUUUGUAACAACAGACUUAACAUGCUUUAUUGUUUAUGUCGCCCAUUUCUACUAAUUGAAUCGAUAAUUUAAAAAUAUGUGGCAGACGACAGAGAUUAGAAAUACUUUUUGGGUACAGAAACCAUUGUAAACUCAUCCUCAUUUAUAAAUGGUAUUAUGCUAGGGAGUAAUUAGGCUAGGUAUGUUUAAGGAUAAGGAAGGAAACUGUGCUCAGUUAUCAAAGAACUUAAGUUAUAUCAUUGGGCUUUGAAUUACCCAAGUUGAUUACACCAUUCUGUAUUAAGGAGUCUAACUCUAUAGUUGGGUUAACAUCAGAAGUUACUUUUAAUUCAUUGUUUUUUCACUGUGAUGAGUAGAACUCUGCCUUCAAGUGACAGAAUAUAGGUAUGGAUGAUUUGGAGUUGGAGCUUUUCAUCUUGAUAUUUUAGCUUGUAAAAUCAACAGCUAUAUUGUUUUGCCCUUUAA
Molecule: messenger RNA, 6099 nt
Organism: Saimiri boliviensis boliviensis (Bolivian squirrel monkey)
Lineage: Eukaryota; Metazoa; Chordata; Mammalia; Primates; Cebidae
Source: RefSeq, a predicted model, not a curated record